AUGGGCUCCAAUCCUUCAUACAGGUAGGCUGUUUCAAUUCCAAUGCACUUCUCUUUAAUGGGCCAUGAUCUCUCUCUGUCACACACAGAACAUUCUUAACAUCCUGCAAGUUAUGACAAAGAAAUCAGAAAUUCAUAGCUGUUAACAUUCAUUUCAAAAGAGAUAACCCAAGGAAGGGAGGAAGCAUCCUUUCUCUCAGCCGAUAUAUGAUAACAUGAAAAACAUCGUUCUUGGCUCUUGAACAAAUGGUUGGGUUAAACCUGAGGUAACCCUGUAACCAAAGGAGGGUGGGUCAGUCAGCUUGUGCCCUCCUUUUUGGCCCAGCUGAGGCUACAGCACAUGUACAAAGCCUUUUAUAUCUGGAGGAUUUCCCAGUACAUGGCUUAAACUACUGAAGCAGGGAGUCUAGCAAUUAUUUUAUCCCGUCAUUCCUCAGAGGAGCUCAGGGCAGCAUAUAUCUACAGCCUCUUUUUUAAUCGCAUAUCACACCUGUGAAGUGGCUUAGGCUGAGAAAUAGUGGCUGAGUUCAGGGGUCAACAAACUUUUUCGCAGGGGGCCGGUCCACUGUCCCUCAGACCUUGUGGGGGGCUGGACUAUAUUUGGGGGGGGGGAUGAACAAAUUCCUAUGCCCCACAAAUAAUCCAGAGAUGCAUUUUAAAUAAAAGGACACAUUCUACUCAUGUAAAAACACGCUGAUUCCCGGACUGUCCACGGGCCAGAUUUAGAAGGCGAUUGGGCCGGAUUCAGCCCCCAGGCCUUUGUUUUCCUACCCAUGGUUUACACACACAACAGGAGAAGCAUCCAUUGAAAAAGACAAAAAACGAAAACAAAACCAAUCUUGAAAUGCUGGAGAAAGGGUAUGUUUCACACAGUGCUUUUCUGCAUACACUUCACAGCUAUCUCUCGGCCCAUCCCUACCUCGUUUCACAUCUACACAGCUUAAUUAGUGUCAGAUUUGUUUGUCUUUGUGUACACUCCAAGGAGCAUUAUCAGAGCAGGGUGUUUUUACUCUGUGCAAAGGUGUUCACCCCUUGACUACAGCAUACCCUCCAACAUGUUGAGUUCCCCAAACCAGGAUGUGUGUCUUCCCAGCCAUGCUCCCACAUAUGUCACGUGACUGACUUGAGAUUGCUGCCCCCCCAAAAGGGCGAGAUCUCGGCAUUGAAUCGGGUAAGAUCGCAGUGCCCAAAAUGGCUGCAGUGCUUUUGCAGGGGGAAAUUGGAUGUCCUGGUUUUUCCAGGACACAUGGGGGUUAUGCUAGAGAAGAAUUAGGAAUAGCUGAAGGCAGAGGUUUUCAACCUUUUUGGGUCCAUGGCUCCCUUGUCCAACUACAUUCUUUCUGUGGCACCCCUGUGGGGCUCAGGGACCCAGUUAUGUCACCCUUUGCUUGCAGAGCCAGCAGCCCCUCACCCUUUGGGGAGUGUUCCCUCAUCCACAUCUCUUCUCCCCUCUCCUUAAGAGUCCUUUGGACAGCUGCAGCUGCUGGUCCUGAGCUGCCCCAAAGAAAGGUGCCUCCUCACACUGCCCCACAGGGGCCUGGGAAGCACCCCCUGGCCAGCCCCAGAGGCACCAUUCACCUGAGCAGCUUGAAGCCAGGCCUGCUGCAACAAACUGCUGUGCAAGCCUUUGGGAGGCAGAGACAAAAGAGGGCAUCAGAGGAAGGUAGGGAAGGAAAGAGGAACAGAGGCCAGUGUUGCCCACGGCACCCCUGACUAUCAUUCAAGGCACCCUAGGGUGCCACAGCACACUAGUCAAAAACCAGUAGUGUCAGGACUCCAAUCGGUGCAAAGCUGGUUUGAGAAACAAUGCACAGGAUCCAUAUGCAUUUUGGAUAAUGUUAUGUGAACACGGAUUAAAAACCCAGCAUUGGAAACACAGUGAGCAGGAGUGUGAACACUAGCCAAGGCGUAUCGAACUUGUUUCAACCAAUCAUCGUUAAAACAGUUCAUCCAGGUCCAGUCAAGAUGGCACGCUGCCGUUAUUUUAAAAAAAACAAGCAAAACCUUCUGGACUCUUCUGUGUGGCUGCUCUGGAGGAGGAGACUGGGCCAAGGUCACAGUGCAUUUUGUAACCAAAUGGAGUUUGAACUCAUUCAAACUCCACCAUCCGCCAUUCCACACUUGCUGCACUCCCCUCUUUUUUGUAUUUGGAUCCCAUCACACUAUUUGAAACUGAGUCCUUAUGAAAACAGGAUAAACAGGCCAAACUGGAUGUGACACUUCCAUGUCUAUUUCCUCACUUUAACCAAGAUCUCGGCAGCAUAUGAGUUAAGGGGAGUAUUGGGGACGGAACAGCUUCGCCUUUUUUACCUUUUGGCCAUUUGCCUUUUUUACCUCUUGGCCAUUUGCUCUCCAAACAGAGAUUCAGCAAACGCCUUCGGUUUUAACCUUUAAACACCCACUGAACACUUUUCUUUGCCACUUGGCUUAUGCAGGCCAUUAGGAAAAUAUUUUCCUGUAAUAACAGAUGAUCUCUGCUUGUAAAUUUUUGCAGGGUUCUCUUUGUGUAUAGUUGUUGCAAACCAUCUUGAUAUUUUUUUAAUUAUAUGGUGGUAUAUAAAUAUUUUUAUAAUAAAAUAAAAUCACCCCUGGUUGCUUUUUUUACCAGUAUAGUGGUACCUCAGGUUAAGUACUUAAUUCGUUCCAGAGGUCCAUUCUUAACCUGAAACUGUUCUUAACCUGAAGCACCACAUUAGCUAAUGGGGCCUCCUGCUGCCGCUGCGCCGCCGGAGCACGAUUUCUGUUCUCAUCCUGAAGCACUAUUUCUGGGUUAGCGGAAUCUGUAACCUGAAGCGUAUGUAACCCGAGGUACCACUGAAUGUGUUAGAUAUGAGGACUCAUCUAGUUUGGGCCUGAUUGGUUCUGUCAUCCUGUCCUACUCCAGAUUACAUAGCUGGAAAAUGUUUAACAGGAUUCCUCUAAUGCUUCUUGAGAUGUUGAAACUACAGAACAAAUAUUGACCUGCGACGCAACACCAUGUGCUCAAAGAGGAGCAAAAUAAACAUUUUAUAUAACAAUAAAAGAAGCUCAACAACAAGGGGGGGGGACACAUGAAUUCUAAGGAUUCUGAUACCUACAUUGCAGGGAGUUGGACUAGGUGACCCUCAUGGUCCCUUCCAAAUUUACAGUUCUAUGUUUCUAUGAAAUGUGAUUCACACAGAAAAGAACCGCAACAUUGUACCCCAUGGCCAUAAUCACUGGGUAUAUUUGUACCACACUUUGUUAUGUUCUUCAUGUGUCUGGAAGUCAAAAGCAAAGCCAACUUGUUGAUCUCUAUAUUAAUGUUUCUACACAUUAAAGCCUGACAACAUUACUUUCUUCACACAUCUAACAAAUCAAUUCGAAAAUAAAACCUUCUUCUUCUGUGGUGCCCUCACCCUGUAUGAGAUGUCGUCGUCAUUUUACCACAUCAGGACUCUCCUAUCACAUUGCCACCUCAUUCUUCUUCAUGGGAAUUCUGACCACAGUACUGGGGUUGAAUGUGAAAGACUCCAUUGAAAAACAUUUUCAGGGUUGUCACACAUUAAUACUCCACACUUCAUCUCAACCUCAGUGAAGGAGGGGAAACAUUCAUACCAUUGCGGACAAAGAUUAUAGAGCUGUUCACACAAAGGACCUCAUCAACAUGUUGAUGUACCUCCUAGCCAUGCCCCCUGAAUGUUGAAGCACCUGCUAGCCUGCAAAAAUAUACAGAUAUCCCCUUGUAGCAACUUCUCUGCCUGAAUAGGAACCUACCUAAUCACUUAAGUGGAGGAGCCUUCCUUUGUUCCAGACUCAGAGACAAACUCUACAAAAGAUUGUCAAUAUCACUCUUGGCUAAUGGGGAGACCAAUGUGGACUAGCAAGCUAGUAGGCUCUAAUGGUGAAGCUAAUGAAUUACAAACCAUAAAACCCUGUUGUACUAAACCAUUGUUUAAGGUGAUGCUCUCCAACAUUACAUAUGAAAAUAGGGGCAUUCUAAAUGCUUUAGAAUGAAAUGUCCCUGUUUUCAUGAGGUAUAGCGGCAAGUAAUUUUCUUAACAAUAUGGGCGCUAUGUAUUGUAUAAUGGAAAGAAGAACACACUUCUUUCCCCUCAUAUAGUCUUCCUUGUUAGCAUUUCUUGUCUUGUUGGCAUCUCCUCCUCUAGGAGCCUCAAGUUGAUCUUGCUGUGUCCCUCCUGCCUUCUUGGUCCCCCCCCCCUUUUCUUCUUCUAGGUUCUGUUUCUACAAACUAGAGAAGCAUUGUCUGGUCUGAAACCCAGGGUGGAUCAUGCGUUUGCAACAUCCCCUGCGCAGCCAGUGACCGGGAUCAAAGAUCACUGCAGCUCCAUCGGCCUCCCGUUGCAGAGUUAAGCAAGAGUGUUGUGAAAACAGCUUGACCAGCAGCGGGAAUCGAUCAAGCUCUAGUGUGGCUCAUCACCUCCCCCUAACAAUAUUGAUCUUUUGCCUGCUGGGUUUACAAAAGAACUGCUCCCCGCUCCUCCUCCCUACCCAGAGCUAUAAAACAUGUAUCCAGCCUUGCCUCUCGUACAUUGUAGGUUUGACUCUUUGGAUCUGCGCUGCUCCUUUACAGACCGACAUAUCCUCUUCAGCGGCUUUUCAACCCCACUGUCUGGUGAUUAUGGCUCUGUUAUUACUGAAAAAAGGAAGGCCCCGUCCUUCCCUGCACACAGAGGACUUUUUAAAAAAGGGUGCGGGCUUCUUAGGAUCUUGGAGGUGGUAUUUAUGAAGCUGUCUCCAGCUUCCCCCAAAGCAUCUGCCAUCCAUUCUACUGAUGUAGAAUAGAAUGUCCCUAUUUCCUGAGGAAUGUUGGGGCUGUGUGUGUGUUGGGUGCUUUCCUUUCUUCUCUGUCAUGAAUUGCAUGUUCUGUUUGUUGCUGGUGCGUAGGAGCAAGAUGGUUCACCUGAGAGGAGUCCUUGCCUGGUUGGUGCUUGUGGCCCUGGCGCUGUUGGACACCAGAUGCCAAGCACAGCGCGACUGUCGAGUGAGCAGCUUCAAAGUCCAGGAAAACUUCGACAAGUACCGAGUAGGUCUUUUCAGUCUGUUUUCCUUCUUUUAUGCUACUUGACAUGUAAGAUACUGCCUGUGUUGGCUUGUAAAUUAUCUGCACUUGAGUUCCAGUCCCUUAAAUAUAAUCAAAACAGAGUUGCUUCACUUAGAAUUAUCAUUUUAAUUAUUUUGUAAUGAUUACAGAGAAAGGAACACCAGCUCUUCAGCAAGGGAGCAAGUUGCGUAUACAGACAACAUACAUUUAAAGCAUAUUUCUAACACAUUCCACGCCCUGCCCCUGAGAAUUCAGGGCAGUGUUUUACCCCUCACAGAGCAACAGUUCAUAGCACCCUUAACAAACUAUAGAUCCCAGGAUUCUUUGGGGCAUAUGCUUUUAAUGUAUGGGGUGUACACAGCCAAGGACAGGAUGAAAUGCACCAGAGUAGGAUUCUUGUAUAAGCAAAGACUUGGGAUUAUCCUUAGAUUCUAUAGUAUUGGAUUCCUCUCCCCACCCCAAAAAAAGAAAAGAAAAAGAAAAAGGAUAAUUGAGCAGAUCAGUGUAGUGGAUUUUCUAAAAACAGCAAAGUUCAUUCUAUAAAGCUAGGUGACUACAUUUAUUAUCUCAUAUAUUAGAGAAAACAGAAAUACUAUUUUGAUUCCUGUUUCCCACAUUUCUUGAUGGGUUGCCUGACUUGUGUUUAUUUUAAAACCACAGUUGCACUAUAAAGCUGGAUGUCGCUGGUGUUAAUUUUUAGUCUGAAAUAUAACUAAGCCUAAGCACAUAUAACAACCAGAGAUACUGUUUGCCUGUUUACUUUUAGUGAAUUUCAAAAAGGGUAAUUUUGUGAAUCUCUGGCAGAAGUCUCUUUGCUGAUUUGACUGUAGCAUGUUUUAAUUUCUAGCACCCAAUAACCUGAUUUUAGCUAAUUUCAAUGGUAGUAGUAAUAGUAGUAGUAGUAGUAGUAGUAGUAGUAGUAAUGCUUUAAAAUACAUUAUAAAAUAGGGGUGGGAAUCUCAGGGAUGGGGCCCAAAUGACCCACAGGAAGAAAGGCUUUUCCUAUGGGAAAGUACAGAAUUCAGCUCUUAGAGGGCUCUAAAUGUGUGGGUCAAGUUACCCUAUGGAUUUCUACAUAGAGAUUGCAUCAUAGUAAAUAAAAGAAUUGGUUUUGGAUAUUUAUUUUACGUAUGACAGUACAAAUCACUUCUACUCCCUUAGAAUUUUCCUUAAGUUUUUUUAUCAAAACUGUUGGCUUUCCUCAGAAUUCCUUGAAUGUUUCUUCCAUCAAGUUGAAGCUGAGAAAAAUUUGCUGAGAAUUCAGACAAUUUUUCUAGCUAGCCUUACUGAAAUUCUUCAGGUGUUUCAGCUGAAAUGUCUCAAGCUGCUCCCCUUUGCUGCUAAUUUUAUUUUGGCAAAAAUUUUGGGCGGCAACCUACAUCUGGGAGAAGUCAGCAGCUGUGGCUAAAAUCGGUCAGAACCGCACAAGCCAUUUUAGCUUCCUAAGGUGGACAAAAUGGUGGCGCACCAUUUUAUGUACAGAAGCUGUGGGCUGGCAGUUGCGUUUUGCUUCCUUUAAACCUGAUGGCAGCCAGCUAGUUUUGUGAGUGCAUGCGAGGCUAUGUGGUGCACCCAGUUCCAAUCUCCAUCAGAGGAGAAUGUCUAGGGGGCUUGGGAGGAAUGGUUAAUGGUGCUGCCAGAAUAUCUGUGGCUUAGGCAAUUUCCUCCCUCUGUCUAAUGAUAUGGCCAGUUCUGAAGCCCGUUCGAGAUGCCUCUCCUUUCCUUAUACUGCAUCCCCUAAGCUCAUCCUCUAGGCACCUCUGACAAGACCUUUUCUGCUCCUACUGCAGUAUGCUGGCUUCUGGUAUGCCGUGGCCAAGAAAGACCCCGAGGGACUGUUCCUUCAGGACAAUAUUGUAGCCCAGUUCUUUGUCGAUGAGGCUGGGCAUAUGACUGCUAAAGCCCAGGGCAGAGUUGUGCUCUUCAAGUAAGUCUGUUUCUUUUUCCACUGCUUCCCCAUAGGCUCCAAAUCCCUUUCCGUGUUUUGUAAGCCCAAGCACACCCCUAAGCUCAGAUUCCCAAGGCUUAACUCUAUAUCCAUCGCUCCCUCUUUUCAGUCAGUUGGAGAUAUGCCCUGUCAUGACGGGUAUCUUCACGGAGACUGAGGAUCCUGCCAAGUUCAGAAUGAAAUAUUUUGGGAUGGCAAGCUAUCUCCAGAAGGGAAGUGAGUAUUAGUUCUUUUUAGCAUGCUGUAUAUUAUUUGUGUUGCUUGUUUUCUGCUGAUUGGUGUAACAAGUCCAAAGCUGACUAGUAAGGCUACCAUUUGCAGAAUUGUGUCAAUCUACAGUAUAUAUGAUGCUGAAGGAAAAAAAUUGGAAAGGAACAGGAACACACAAUGUUUGAUGUUGUGGGACAGUGGAUGCAUAGAGUGGCCAUGUCUCCUACUUUACAGAUGACAGUCCUCUGUGUUGAAGGGCUAUCAGAGGAUGCUGCUCUCUUUGAAGGCGUCUCCAAUGGGAGGACUACUAAGCCCAAGUCUAGCCUAAAGAUAAGGAACUAUAAAAAGUGCCAGCAGGAGCCUUGAAGUUGCCCAUCAACAGUUAGAAACACGGGGUGAGCAGCCACACAAGUUACCUGGUUUCUUCCCCACUACAGUGAGAUAUAUUGCAUUCCUGUUUAAAUUCUAGUAAUUAUGCCUAAAGUUCCAUCUGUACAAACAAGUUACCAUAUGCAAAAUUGGCGUCCUUUUUUGUAGUUAUGCAAAUCCUCUCUUUUUUGGGGCGUGCAUAACUUGCUACCCUAAGCAUGCACCAGUAACAAAAAGUACAUAUAACUAAACAUUAUUUGCUGAUAGUACAUGCAGAUGUAGAGCCAUCUGAAGACAUAUUGCAGAUUUUUCUGGUCUGUUGAGAAGGAGUGAAAUCGACCUGUUCUUGACAGCAGUGGCAAUUGUGGCCUGGCACAGCCAUGGGAGAGCCAAUCGGGGGGGGGGGGGAGGAUUCUUGCCUGCGCAGCCAGCUUACGUCACCAUUUGGUCUCAGCCAGUCGUGGGGGGCCGACAGGAUUCCCCCCUUCUUUUCUUCAACCUUCAACAAGUAUUCUACCUUUGCCCUGCCACGAAAUCAAAGCAUGCAGCUUCCUGAGGACUCAGAGUCCAAAAGGCCAUUGUCCUUAUCUAUGUCCUUAUGUGAAAUACCAACUCUCAGCAUUCCCUUUAUUGAAUGUUUUCAAAUGUUGGCUCUGCAAGAUGACCCUGUGAGGGCUUCUCCAGUUGACCUGUUUAUUAAGCAUUCGCCAUGACUUGCUUGCACAAUGGUUAUUGACUGGAUAUAAAUUAUUCUGAUUUGUGAGAGAUUUAUACAGCAGUGAGCAUUUGUCCUGUUUGCUUGUGUGGAGUUUAUAGGUCUUCUCAUUAAAUCAUUCCACACUUUUUGAUGCAUUUUCCUGUCACUUUCCAAACUGCAAAAAGCCACUUUCAGUUUUUAAAGUGGAUUGGUUGUGCUAAGGCAACAGAAUGCUUUGAUCCACUUUAAUUACACAAACAUAAUUUUCCCAGCAUGCACUUGAAACCUUUCCACAAAAUUCUUAUAGUCUGGAGGCACCUUGACAGAAGAAUCUGCUAAAACGUAGCUAUCUUUUCUGACAUUUUGACAGCUUUGAAGAUCAAGUAAAAUCCAUUUGUUUUCAAGCCCAGAUUUACCCCCAUUCAUUUUUCCCUUUUACUUUUCCAAUCUGUUUAUUAUUCUAUCCUGUCCUUCUUCCCAAAUUUGCUGAACCCAAGGGUCUGAUCCAACCCCCUGCAAUGCAGGAAUCUCAGCAAGAUCCUACACGACAGAUGGCCAUCCAACCUCUGCUUAAGAACCUCCAUGGAAGGAGAGUUCACCACCUCUCGUGGGAGUCUAUUCCACUGACAAGCAGCAAUAAAUACUUUACAUACAUGCUUUAUAUUUGCAUGCACAUUUUACAUUUUUACCUUCCUUCUUGAUUUUUCCUGAAAAGAUUCAUCUUCAUAUUGGAAAAUGGUCACACAUGUACCCCACUAUACAUUUAAAACACUCUUGUGCUACUUCAACAGUCAUGGCUUUCCCUCAAAGAAUGGCACCUGUAUUUUGUUGAGGAGCUCCCAACAAAGCUUAGCACCCUUAACAAACUACAGUUCCCAGGAUUCUUGAGAGGAAGCUGUGACUCUUAACAUAGUACAAGAGUGCUUUAAAUGUAGGGAACAGAUGUGACUACCUGUAUUAGACUUGAUUCAUAUAUUUUUAUUUAGGCAUGCACUUUAGAUGUUUAAGUGCUAUUUUGAAAACAUAAAGUAUAUUUUUAUUUAUUUGUGUAUUGUUCCUAUUUAUUGUCUAAACGGCAGUCAGACAUCUUUUCUGCCACACAUGGAAUUCUGCAUUCCAUGUAAAACAAAUCCUGGUUUAAUGCAAAAUGUUUGAAGUGCACAGUGGUGGCACAAUGGUACUGAGCUUUCUUAAUUGUUUUUAUGGCUUCUUCCAGAUGACGAUCACUGGGUAGUGGCCACAGAUUAUGACACCUAUGCUCUACACUACUCUUGCCGUCAGCUGAAUGAGGAUGGCACUUGCGCCGACAGCUACUCCUUUGUGUUUUCCCGCGAUGCCAAUGGACUACGUCCAGAAGCACAAAGAAUCGUCAGGCAAAAGCAGACAGAGCUCUGCUUAGACAGACAAUACAGGGUUAUUGUUCAUAACGGUAAGAAACAUUUCAGUAGAAUUUUACCAAAGGGUGGGUGGGCAAAAGUACUGUUGGUAAUUCCUGUGCUGCUAUGAAACCGUUUGCAUGCCCAGGCACAGUAAGCCUGAGGUCACCGGGGAGCUGGAGGAGUGUGAGAAGCAGAAAUGAAGACAUGACAACUUUGGGGGAUCAAAAUGGCCACUACCCUUAUUGUCGGCGUAGGCAUUGGGUACCCAUCUUGAACCAACCCGCCUGUUUGCUGGUUGAUUAUUCCAUCGGGGUCCUCUGGUUUGUUUUUGAGGGGGCCAGACUCCUUCAAUGUUCAGAGGGCUGCACAUGUGAUCCCAGGAGGUCAUGUUGGUCCCCCACAAUUUAAUGGAGAAGUUGGUGCCUCUGCCAGGUGAUAAGGAUCUCUCUCUCUCUCUCUCUCUCUCUCUCUCUCUCUCUCACUCACACACACACACACCCAUGACGUGGAUUUAUUCUAGGCAAUCCCUCCAGGAUGCUAUUUUGGAAGUACUAUGGCCUGUCACAUCAAUUUCCAGUUUGUACAAAAGCCUGUACACUAGAAAACAGGCUAUUUAUUCAUUAUUACAUUUGCAUUCCAACCUUUCAUCAGCAACAGUUCCCAUCACCCCUGACCUUUGGCUAUGCUUGCUGUGGCUGAUGGGAGUUUUAGUUUAGCAUCAUUUGGUGGGCAAAAGGUUCCCUGCACCUGAUCCAGAACUUGUAUUCUCUGACCCAUGAGCCAAUCUUGACACAUCAGGGGGUCCAAUCUUGACACAUUGGGGAGCUCAUUUUCCCCAAUCCAUGCCAUGGCAUGACAUGGGCUGACAGGGGGGAGGACAAGGUUUAAACUUCCAUUGGCUGUAGAAUACUGUCAAAUUGAGACUUGCUAAUUCUGAUUUGAGACCAAGGAAUAAGGGUCAUAGGUAAUAUACUUUAUUGUGGCAAGAUUUGAACUGAUACACAUGCCAGUCUAAUUUCACAAAUUAGCUCUAGUUGCAUAUUAUUAUGUUAACACCUUGCCUCUAUUUUGUUAUGUCGGCUUAGACAUUUUAACAGCUUUUCUUUUUCUUUUCCGUUUUAGGAUACUGCUCUGAGGAAAACGCUCAGUAG
Messenger RNA from Podarcis lilfordi (Lilford's wall lizard), 10776 nucleotides. Lineage: Eukaryota; Metazoa; Chordata; Lepidosauria; Squamata; Lacertidae. The record is from the annotation of a GenBank genome assembly.